GUUCUUGAUUCACACUUUAAAUGCGAAAAGCGCGGAAAAUUCAUUCAUAAAAAACCUAUAUAUGGACACGAGAAGCAAGCUAAAUACACAGCAGCCACAACAAAAAUAAAUCAAUAAAUAAAUAAAUAAAUAAAUAAUAAAAAGACCAAGUGCAAUACGAAAGAUUGGUUAAUCAACAACAAGCAAAAGGGCAGCUAUAUAAAAGCUAUAUACACACAUAAAUAUAUAUAUAUAUAUAUAACACUCUAUUAAAUACUGUAUACAACGUUUUACAUAUUUACAAAACAAACCAAGUUAAAUUAAAACUAAAACUACAAAUAAAAAGCAAGCGAAAUUCAAAUUCAUUCGACUGCAAAGUGCGGCCAGAUUGCGCAUACGCCUCGUAUGCCCCGCGGCAUGGUGUGUGUGCUUGUGUGUGCGUACGGUGUUAGCGAUUGCAACAACUGAUACCAAGUUGUGCAUAUAUAUAUAUAGAUAUAGAUAUAUAACUAUUUGGCCAAUCAACUGCAGCGACAUCGUCAUCGUCAAAACGUUACAAACGUCACCAAAGCUUCGCAUUUUCUCAUUAAAUAAUUAUGUAUACGCAACGUAUGUUUGACAUGUGGAGCAGCGUCACUUCGAAACUGGAAGCACACGCAAACAACCUCGGUCAAAGCAACGUCCAAUCGCCAGCGGGACAAAAUAACUCCAGCGGUUCCAUUAAAGCUCAAAUCGAGAUAAUUCCAUGCAAAGUCUGCGGCGACAAGUCAUCGGGCGUGCACUACGGCGUUAUCACCUGCGAGGGCUGUAAAGGAUUCUUCCGGCGCUCGCAGAGCUCCGUGGUGAAUUACCAGUGUCCUCGGAACAAGCAAUGUGUGGUGGAUCGCGUUAAUCGCAAUCGCUGUCAAUACUGUAGACUGCAAAAGUGCCUAAAAUUGGGAAUGAGUCGUGAUGCUGUAAAAUUCGGCAGGAUGUCCAAGAAGCAACGCGAGAAGGUCGAGGAUGAGGUGCGUUUCCAUCGGGCCCAGAUGAGGGCCCAAAGUGAUGCGGCACCCGAUAGCUCCGUAUAUGAUACACAGACGCCCUCGAGCAGCGAUCAGCUGCAUCACAACAACUACAACAGCUACAGCGGCGGCUAUUCGAGCAACGAGGUGGGCUACGGCAGUCCCUACGGCUACUCGGCCUCCGUGACGCCCCAGCAGACCAUGCAGUACGACAUCUCAGCGGACUAUGUGGAUAGCACCACCUAUGAGCCGCGGAGUACAAUAAUUGAUCCCGAAUUUAUUAGUCACGCGGAUGGCGAUAUCAAUGAUGUGCUGAUCAAAACGCUGGCGGAGGCGCAUGCCAACACAAAUACCAAACUGGAAGCUGUGCACGACAUGUUCCGAAAGCAGCCGGAUGUGUCACGCAUUCUCUACUACAAGAAUCUGGGCCAGGAGGAACUCUGGCUGGACUGCGCCGAGAAGCUUACACAAAUGAUACAGAACAUAAUUGAAUUUGCUAAGCUAAUACCGGGAUUCAUGCGCCUCAGUCAGGACGAUCAGAUAUUACUGCUAAAGACGGGCUCGUUUGAGCUGGCGAUUGUUCGCAUGUCCAGACUGCUAGAUCUCUCCCAGAACGCGGUACUCUAUGGCGAUGUAAUGCUGCCCCAGGAAGCGUUCUAUACAUCCGAUUCGGAGGAAAUGCGCCUGGUAUCGCGCAUUUUCCAAACGGCCAAGUCGAUAGCCGAACUUAAACUGACUGAAACCGAACUGGCGCUGUAUCAGAGCUUAGUCUUGCUCUGGCCAGAACGCAAUGGAGUGCGUGGAAAUACGGAAAUACAGAGGCUUUUCAAUCUGAGCAUGAAUGCGAUUCGGCAGGAGCUGGAAACGAAUCAUGCGCCGCUCAAGGGCGAUGUCACCGUGCUGGACACACUGCUGAAUAAUAUACCCAAUUUCCGCGACAUUUCCAUCUUGCACAUGGAGGCGCUGAGCAAGUUUAAGCAACAGCAUCCGAAUGUCGUCUUUCCGGCGCUGUACAAGGAGCUGUUCUCGAUAGAUUCGCAGCAGGACCUGACAUAACAAGAGCAGCAACAGCAACCGUUCCUGGAGACGACCGCGGAUGAGGUUGCCGAGGAUGCGGCUGCCACAAUAUGUGCCCUGCCCCUGGUGGCGUCACCCGCUGCACCCCCGCAGCAGACACAGCAGCAGCAGCAGCAGCAGCAGCAGCAGCAACUGCUCGAGGACUGAGGGAUUAAGGAUGGGAAAAAGGAUGGAAAGCGGUGGCAGCAACAAUAAUUAUUUGAGUAACCACUGCGCGGAUACAAGAACUUUAUCAUGAUUUAAGCUAGCAUACAACCAAGGAUGUGAUCCUCGCCAAGGACUCACUUAAAACACACACAGAACUCUUAUAUAUACAUAUAUAUAUAUUUGAGAUAGCAAAGGGAUGGGAAAAUAUUUCAAAAAUAUUGUUAACUCAGUUAAGACUUUUUUGCUUCGUAGAGAAAAAAAUGAAAAACACAGAAACCGUAACCGUAACCGAAACCGAUUGCAUUUCGAGCAAAGGGCAUCAAAACUCUGAUUUACGAAGUUAUACUAUGUAUAUGUACGAUACGUAACCUUUGACUUCUCAUAUCCAGAUCCCGAGCAGAAGAUUAACCAUGUAUAUCCCCAAGGCCCCUGACUAAGUACUUAAAAAGCGAACCCAUUGCCCAGAUAUACACAACAAAAGUUAUAUAUCCUAAAAUCAGUUUUCCCCCUUUCGGUUAGUUCUCUGUAAUUCCCCUUAAACCGAUAUAUAUGUAUAUAUCGAUAUCGAUAUCCCAAUUCCGGUUCCGAUUCCGAUCCCGCCUAGGUUGUCUUUGCCUUAUGUUGUAACUAAAGUAUAUUGUGUAUUUUAUAUACAGGAGUUGUAUGUAUAACUAUGUCUUAUAUAUAUAUAUAUAUAUAUGUAUAUCGGUUUUUUAAUGCCUAACAAAAAAUCAAUUAUUUCAUUGUAAACAACAACAACUAAAUCGAAUAUCUCGGAAAAUGUGUUCUUAUAAUUAUAUUGAUUAAUGCAAUUACAAUAUAUAUUUACAAUUUACGUUACGUUACGUUUUUACAUUUAACAUAAGAUGACGAAAAACAGAAUGAUUAAGUAAAGCUAAACAUAAAACGAUAAUGAUGAUGAUGAUAAGGAUGAGGAGAGAAGGAAGGAGAAGAUGAAUAGGAGUUAAAAACGUGAGCGAGAAGAUGGUAAUUUCAAGCAAGCACAUAAAAGUAUGCAAUAUUUUUGUUUAAAAACAAUUCUUUAUUAGUUUCUUAUUAUAUAUAUAUAAAAAAAUAUAUAUAAACAAUAAUUAAUUACGUACAUAAACACACACGUAUAUCUAGGGCUCUAUAUAUUAAAGCAUGAUAGACAAAUCCCAAUCCGGUUCCAAGGUUUAGUAAAAAAACAUACAAGAAAAUAAAGAAAUGAAAUAAAACGUAAAAAAAACACACAAAAAACAAAACAUUUUUGAUAUGAAAUCCUACGCAUAAUUACGAGAAAAAACGUUUAUUGUUUCUAAGAUUACAACUUAAAUGAACAACAAAUAAAUAAAGAAAACCAAAACAGACUGACGGACAGAAACCGACAGCAUGCCGCCCUCCCUUAAAGCCCUCUCCAAAUCCCCCUCAAAAACCCUCAUUUCCCUCAUUUUCCAAGCAGAAAUCUUGAAAGAAAAUAUAUUAAUUGAUGAGAAAAUUCAAAAA
Drosophila serrata is the source of this 3692-nucleotide messenger RNA. It is a transcript of the gene Hr3, whose product is annotated as nuclear hormone receptor 3 ROR-beta. The record is from RefSeq and is a predicted model, not a curated record. Lineage: Eukaryota; Metazoa; Arthropoda; Insecta; Diptera; Drosophilidae. Gene Ontology annotation, cellular component: nucleus. Gene Ontology annotation, molecular function: RNA polymerase II cis-regulatory region sequence-specific DNA binding; zinc ion binding; nuclear receptor activity. Gene Ontology annotation, biological process: regulation of transcription by RNA polymerase II.